UUUAGGAAAAUAAAGUUAUGACUUCCUUUUUCUAACAACACUCUCCUUCCUUUGUGUAACCCUAAAGAUGCUGACACUCUCCUUUCUUUGUCUAACCCUAAAGAAGCCGACACUCAUCUACCACUCUUUCUCUUACAAACGCAUAUACUCUUUCUCAUAAUUGAUAACCUCCUACAAACUUAAGAAGAGAUAUGUCGUCCUUAGAUGAUCCGUUUAACAUCCAAACGCAGCAUCCACGCGUACAACCUUCAUCAAUAGAAACCAUUAGCGACCACCACGACCACCGAAUCCUUCUGAUCUUCAACCCCUAUCCCUCAUCUAGAUCUACACGACGAUUGGAGAAACCCAACAGGGUUAUGUUGAGGUUGUGUCGGUUCUUAUUGGUUGCUGCUUCUCUUGUUGCUGAAACGCGUCUGCUUCUUAAUUUACAGAAAUUUGAAGGAGAGAUUAGCAGGAAGUUCUUGUUUAUUCAUAAUUGCAUCCGUAUUCGAAAGUGGUUAGGGUUCAAUUGGUUUAAUUUCAUAGAUCGACAAACCCUAGAAAUACUAACAUUCACGCUUCUGAUGCAAUAAAUUCUUAAUAGAACAUUGUACAGUUUAAGGAUUUAAUGUACGAAGCAUUAACAAUUGAAGAAAGUUGGGACAGAGAUGAAGAUAUGAAAUAAAUUAUCCACUAAUUACUCAAUCCUCAGUGCCUUCACUCUCGUUGUUUCUCCAUCUUCAGUUCCAUUACCGGUGAUUAACAUAAAAAGGAAAAUCUUAAGAGAAACCAUCAGAAAAUGUUUUUUUAACUCAAAAUCGGUUCUUCCUCACACAUAGGUCUUAUCUGCUGCUGAUGGCUCCUUAAACGGUUCUGAGAUAAACUGCAUGGGUUGCCGACAGAUCUUGAUUGUCCGAUAUUUCAUUUCUUAGAUGAAAAAAGCUACAUGGAGAGGGAAAAUUAUUAGCUUUGUAAGGGUUCUAUUGGUUAAUGAGCUCAAGAAACUAUCUGCAACAAACCUAUGUUUCCAAUUGGCAUGAUGAUUGUAGAUAAAGAAAAUAGGCCUAAUGAGGCUAUCCAACUUGAUGUAAAUACACAAAAGGAAAAAGAAAAUUAUAUAAUAAGACAUAUUAUGAACGACUAAAGGAGAAGAAGAAAAUGAGACAAACAGCUAAUGGAGAAGUAAGUAGUCAAAACAUGACACCUAUGACAAAUGUGUCUACAACACAGAGGACCCUGGCUGAUAUUACUAAUGUAACUCCUACAAGUGUAUUGGAUUUUGCUCAAAGGAAAUCGAUUAAGAACAGAAAUGCAUAUCAACGACGCAAGGAACGAAACUCACCGACAACACCUAUUGAAAUUAGUCAUUAGGAUCCAUAUAGCUUUGUUUAUAAUGGUAUCCCUAAAGAACAUCGUGUUUUGAAGGUACAACAACCAUGUGCUCAUUGUGGAGCAAAACGAUUUCAGUUUGAAUUCCCUACCUUUUGUUGCAUGGAUGGUAAGACAAAGUUAUCACAUUCCUCUAUUCCUGAAGAAUUACUCAACCUCUUCACAUCCAGAAACGAAUUAGGUAGGACAUUUAGACAAAUGAUACGUUGCUACAACAGCAACUUUUCUUUCGCAUCAAUUGGCGUUAAUUAUGACAAAACAUUGACAAAUAUGACAUCUAGAGUAUACACCUUUUGUGUGAAUGGAGGAUUAUAUCAUAGAAUCGAUCAGUUGAUUCCAAGAGAUGGAAUACCUCGGUACUUACAGUUGUAUUUUUAUGAUGCUGAUUAUGAGAUGUCACAUAGACUCCAAAGGAAGAAUAUUGAUAAAGAAAUUGCUGGAAAGUUGAUUCGUGUUCUUGCUACAAACCCAUACGUGAAGACAUUUCGAAGACUUACUGAUCUAGGGCCGCUUGACAAUUACAGAGUCACUUUAAAUGCAUCAGUAGAACUUGAUCAAAGGGUAUACAACCGACCAACCACAUCUGAGGUCGCUGGUAUUUGGGUUGAAGGUAACGACAACAUAGCCGCAUAUAAACGAAGUAUUAUCGUUUAUGGAAAAUCCGAGAAACCGCAAACAAUUCAAUCUUAUUGGGGAUGUUAUGAUCCAUUGUGUUAUCCUUUAUUUUUUUCUAACGGUGAGUCUGGAUGGCAUUCAAAAAUCCCAAGACAUGGAUUUUCCAUCAAUGAUAUUAUUAAUGACGAUGAAGACAUCGGGGAUGAUUUAGAAGACUCUAAUACAAAAAAAAGGGUGGAAUACUGUAUCUAUGCAAGAGUACUAUUGCUAUAAGUUUCAAAUUCGGCCAAAUUAUAAUGUAAUUUUGUUGGGAGGGAGCAACUUUUAGUAGGACAUUUAGACAAAUGAUACGUUGCUACAACAGCAACUUUUCUUUCGCAUCAAUUGGCGUUAAUUAUGACAAAACAUUGACAAAUAUGACAUCUAGAGUAUACACCUUUUGUGUGAAUGGAGGAUUAUAUCAUAGAAUCGAUCAGUUGAUUCCAAGAGAUGGAAUACCUCGGUACUUACAGUUGUAUUUUUAUGACGCUGAUUAUGAGAUGUCACAUAGACUCCAAAGGAAGAAUAUUGAUAAAGAAAUUGCUGGAAAGUUGAUUCGUGUUCUUGCUACAAACCCAUACGUGAAGACAUUUCGAAGACUUACUGAUCUAGGGCCGCUUGACAAUUACAGAGUCACUUUAAAUGCAUCAGUAGAACUUGAUCAAAGGGUAUACAACCGACCAACCACAUCUGAGGUCGCUGGUAUUUGGGUUGAAGGUAACGACAACAUAGCCGCAUAUAAACGAAGUAUUAUCGUUUAUGGAAAAUCCGAGAAACCGCAAACAAUUCAAUCUUAUUGGGGAUGUUAUGAUCCAUUGUGUUAUCCUUUAUUUUUUUCUAACGGUGAGUCUGGAUGGCAUUCAAAAAUCCCAAGACAUGGAUUUUCCAUCAAUGAUAUUAUUAAUGACGAUGAAGACAUCGGGGAUGAUUUAGAAGACUCCAAAGGAAGAAUAUUGAUAAAGAAAUUGCUGGAAAGUUGAUUCGUGUUCUUGCUACAAACCCAUACGUGAAGACAUUUCGAAGACUUGCUGAUCUAGUGCCGCUUGACAAUUAUAGAGUCACUUUAAAUGCAUCGGUAGAACUUGAUCAAAGGGUAUACAACCGACUAACCACAUCUGAGGUCGCUGGUAUUUGGGUUGAAGGUAACGACAACAUAGCCGCAUAUAAACGAAGUAUUAUCGUUUAUGGAAAAUCUGAGAAACCGCAAACAAUUCAAUCUUAUUGGGGAUGUUAUGAUCCAUUGUGUUAUCCUUUAUUUUUUCCUAACGGUGAGUCUGGAUGGCAUUCAAAAAUCCCAAGACAUGGAUUUUCCAUCAAUGAUAUUAUUAAUGACGAUGAAGACAUCGGGGAUGAUUUAGAAGGUACACAUAUCAUAACUUUUAAAAUUUUAGUUAAGUUAACAAACAUUACAUUUUGUACACAACAUUAAUUCUUAAUUUUUUUCACGACAUCAACAUUGGUUAGACUCUAAUACAAAAAAAGGGCGGAAUACUGUAUCUAUGCGAGAGUACUACUGCUAUAAGUUUCAAAUUCGGCCAAAUUAUAAUGUAAUUUUGUUGAGAGGGAGAUUGCUACAACAGUUUGUAGUAGAUAUCUACAUCAAGCUUGAGACUUCACGUUUGGAUUUUUAUAGAAAAAACCAGUCCAAAAUAAGAGCAGAUUUAUACCAAGGUGUAGUGGAUUGUGUUAAUGCUGGUGAGGUUCGACCGACUAUGAUAGGGCAAUGUGUCGUGUUGCCUGCAAGUUUCAUCGGAGGACCCCGUGACAUGCGGCGACGAUUUCUUGACGCCAUGACUUUAGUUCAAGAUGACGGGAAGCCUGACAUAUUUCUUACAAUGACAUGCAAUCCAAAUUGGCCAGAAAUAAAAAAUGAGUUACUACCUUGGCAGACGGCCCAAGAUCGAUCAGAACUUGUGUCAAGAGUUUUUCGUGCUAAGUUAGAGGAUCUUAAGAAACAACUCCUCAAUAAGCAUGUACUUGGUGUAGUGGGUUCGUACGUUUAUGUCAUUGAGUUUCAAAAGCGUGGUUUGCCGCAUGCGCAUUUCCUCUUGAUAAUGAUGCCUCCAUACAAGCUUACUAAUGCAGACCAUUACGACAAAAUAGUAUGUGCUGAAAUUCCAGACCCAAUAAGGUAUCCUAAAAUGCACGAAUUGGUCAUCUCACACAUGAUACAUGGUCCUUGCGGUAGCUUAAACUCUUAUUGUCCUUGUAUGAAUAAUGAGCAAAAGAAAUCUCGUUUUAGAUACCCUCGACAAUUCAAUGAAACAACAUUACAAGGAAAGGACUCAUAUCCUGUGUACCGAAGAAGAGAUAAUGGUAUAGAGGUGGACAUACUGGGCAAUAAGAUGGAUAACAGAUGGGUUGUCCCGUAUAACCCAAAGUUGUUAAUGAUGUUUAACUGCCAUAUGAAUGUUGAAGUCUGCUCGAGUAUAACCUCUGUGAAAUAUGUGUUUAAGUAUAUUUACAAGGGCCAUGACAAACAAGUUAUCAAUAUUGAUCCGGAUGGACAACCAGUUGUUAUCAAUGAGAUAAAACGGUAUCAGGAUGCACGAUAUGUCUCACCUCCUGAGGCAAUAUGGAGGAUUUUUAGGUUCCCCCUUUCUCAGAUAUACCCUUGUGUGAUGGCUUUGCAGGUGCAUCUCCCAAAUCAACAGUUAGUUAGGUUCAGUGAGGAUGAUACACUGCCUAGCGUUGUUGAAAAGGAGAGAGAUAAUAGAUCAUUGUUGACUGCGUUUUUUCUAAAAAAUAAAGAAGAUAUUCGUGCAAGAGAAUAUAAAUACAGAGAUUUUCCUAAAAAGUUUACGUGGGAUCCGAUGUCACAUCGUUAG
Molecule: messenger RNA, 4850 nt
Organism: Lactuca sativa (garden lettuce)
Lineage: Eukaryota; Viridiplantae; Streptophyta; Magnoliopsida; Asterales; Asteraceae
Source: RefSeq, a predicted model, not a curated record